Molecule: messenger RNA, 1860 nt
Organism: Trichoderma asperellum CBS 433.97
Lineage: Eukaryota; Fungi; Ascomycota; Sordariomycetes; Hypocreales; Hypocreaceae
Molecular function (GO): iron ion binding; monooxygenase activity; heme binding
Source: RefSeq, a predicted model, not a curated record
CAUCAAUCCUCUGCAAAAUGCCAUUUCCAUCGCAAAUUACAGUUCUGGUGGCUUCUGUCAUUGUUGCUGCUGCCAUUCUGCUAUACAGAGCGGCUCUGCCUAAACCUAUCCCAGGCAUUCCAUACGAUGAAAAGUCUGCCACACGUUUAUUGGGCGAUGUCCCACGUGCGCUCAGUCACUACAAAAACACGGGCGAGAUGAUGUCUUUCCUCGCACAAAAAUGCCAAGAGCUCAACUCUCCGAUGAUUCAAGUGUUUAUGAGGCCCUUUGGUAGACCCUGGGUGAUUAUGUGUGAUGGGAGAGAAGCACAAGAUAUCAUGUCAAGGAGGGGACGCGAAUUCGACCGAGGAGACAUGUUUCGGGAUUUCUUUGCGGCAAUAAUACCGCAUCAGCAGUCUGUCCUGCCUACUAACGAUCAAUGGAGGCACAAUCGGCGUCUGGUAGCAGACACUAUGUCGGUUCCAUUCCUAAACAAUGUUGCUACAUACAGGGUCUACGAGAACACUAUUGAUCUCAUUGAUCUCUGGCGCCAAAAGCUUAGGCUGGCUCCGAAGCACGCGUUCGAUGUUUAUAAAGAUGUUCAAUACUGCACUGUAGAUACAAUUUGGGCUGCUACCUUCGGAUCGUCUCUUGGUAUAAGCAAGUCUCAGGCCGACUACUUAUCCAAUCUCGACCACAUUGCUCUUCCUCCUGAUAGCAAGAAAACUGUUGCCGAAAUACCAGAGGGGGAAUUCCCCGAGGGUUGGCAUACUUUGACUACCAUUGUUCGAAGCUUCGAAAUUCCCAUGAACUCCCCUCUUGGACGCCACCACCACUGGUUUGCUAUUAAAUUCUAUCCCUCUUAUCGCCGCGCGAUGGCAUCAAGAAACAGGUUAAUCGGCAGCAAGAUCGAACAAGCGUGGAACACCUUUGGACGUGGUGACGCAGCCGAUGAGGACAAAUUGAGGUGUGCAGUCGACCUGGUUGUCCAGCGUGAGGUCACCCUGGCCAAGAAACAAGGCAGGGCACCCGAUCGUGAAUCUAAGUUUCUUUUUGAUGAAAUGGCUGGCUUUCUCCAGGCUGGUUUCGAAACUACAUCAUCCACGCUCAACUGGGGGGUUAAGUACUUGACUCAAUACCAGGACGUCCAGAAAAAGCUACGAGCAAGCCUACGAGCUACUCACAAAGCGGCUUUCGACAAGGGAGAACAACCUGGUGCUGAGGAAAUCGCCAAAGCAAGAGAUGUGUACCUGGAAGCGUUCAUUGACGAGGUGAUGCGUCACUCUGGCAUUCUGUCAUCAAAUAUCCGCAAGGCUACCGAAGAUGUGGAGGUUUUGGGGUACCGUAUUCCAAAAGGCACGGAUUUAUGGAUGCUGACAAACGGGCCAAGCUUUCAUUCGCCUGCAUUCCCCAUUGAUGAGCAAAAACGCAGUACAUCAAGCCGAGAAUACAAAGGGGAUACUGAAAGAUGGAGCACCCACGAAGAUUUGGAGGUUUUCCGGCCAGAGCGAUGGCUGAAGAAGGAAUCCGACCAGGGCGCCGAAAAUGGCGGGAUAACUUUCGAUGCCCGCGCGGCCCCUCUUCAGACAUUUGGUGCUGGUAUUCGCGGAUGCUUCGGCAAGCGACUGGCAUAUCUUGAGCAGAGAGUGAUAUAUACCUUGAUGGUUUGGAACUUUGAGUUUCAGAGCAUCCCUGAAUCGAUGGGGGAUUUCGGGGCCAAUGACAUCCUGACACACACGCCGAAAUAUGUUCGAGUUAUGUUGGCGGAAGCAAAAUAGUGUCAUAGGCGGAUAUGUGGUACAUAGAAGGGUAAAUGUUGCAAUUUUAUAGCUGCACCCCAGUAUUAUAGUUGCAGACAUUAUCGUUGUCAACACUCUGUGC